AUGGGGGAAUGGGGCUUCCUCGGCGGACUCUUCGACAACCUCCAGGUCCACUCGACCAUGCUCGGCCGCUUCUGGCUCUUUCUCAUGCUCGUGUUUAGGAUUGUGAUCCUGGGAACCGUCGCCAGUGACCUGUUUGAAGAUGAGCAAGAGGAGUUUGCCUGCAACACCCUGCAGCCGGGCUGUAAACAGGUGUGCUACGACAUGGCCUUCCCCAUCUCCCAGUACAGAUUCUGGGUGUUUCACAUCGUCCUCAUCGCUACGCCGUCCCUGCUUUACCUCAUGUAUGCCACGCAUCAGCACAACAAGAGGACCAGCCGCUCCAAAUUCAGCCGAUGCAGCAGCCAGGACUACAGAGAAGAAGUCCACUUAAGGAGGCUCUACAUCCUCAACGUGAUGUUCCGCAUAGCGGCAGAAAUCGGCUGUCUGGUGGGUCAGUGGUUCCUGUACGGCUUCAAGGUGGAGGCCCAGUUCCCCUGCAGCCGAUUCCCCUGCCCCUACACAGUGGACUGCUUCACCUCCCGCCCCGCGGAGAAAACUGUCUUCCUCUGCUUCUACUUCGCCGUAGGGGUCAUAUCAGCGCUCUCCAGCAUCGCAGAGCUUUUCUACAGCUCCAUGAAGUGGUUUUGCUGCAGGAGAGAGGGGCCGCUGGGCCCAGGACGCUCCUGUGACUGCCAGAACCUCCACAACUUCACAAAAGAGGUGACAGAGAAGAAACCACUCACAUCAGCGGCGCCAGAGAGCGUGGCCAGCACCGUGAGGCUGAAAGGAGGAUCGGUGAGAAGCAGCAACGGCAGAAAGGUCUCCAGCAUCGGCCGCAAGUACAAGAACGGCAAGUUUGUGAGCAGCAGGACGCUUACGGUGUGAGAGGGACCGGAGUCACACAAAGCUGCUAUCACAGUAGUCUCUUUUUUUAUUUAAAACGUGCACCUAUAGUUCUAAUUCCUGUUUGCCGUUGUACUGCAAAUGAUCUCACUUUUAAUAAGUGAAGGAAUUUUUGUGAUGAGAGAUAAUAAGAAAACAAGACUGAUGGGAAGCCGGAUAAACUCGUUAUCUUGUUUCUUCUGGUGAAUCAUUACAGGUCGUAAACAGUUCAGGAGGGAAAAAGAAACAAUCCUCUGGAACACACUUGAUUGCUUCCCUGUUUAAAAGCGAGCUGCCUGUUCGCCCAAAUGACUCUCCUGCUUAGACUAAACAUCCACCCAGUUUGAACAAGGUGUUAAUUCAGUGGGUUCAGACAGUGAAGUCAAGAUUUAUACACAAAGGUAGUUGUGUGUAGCUGCUGGACACAUCGACAGGAUUUAUUUUACUGUGGAAACUCCUUCAGCAUUUUAGGAAAUAUGCUUAUUUUAUGUCUUACUGAUGAGCUGAUAUGAAGCUACCACCACCUUGUUCAGUCAUUUAGUAGUUUGCUCAGCAGUGAGCAGUAUACUUUGUAUCAUCACCA
Molecule: messenger RNA, 1444 nt
Organism: Stegastes partitus (bicolor damselfish)
Lineage: Eukaryota; Metazoa; Chordata; Actinopteri; Pomacentridae
Product: gap junction delta-3 protein
Exons: 1
Coding region: 1-864 (287 amino acids)
Biological process (GO): cell-cell signaling
Cellular component (GO): connexin complex
Molecular function (GO): gap junction channel activity involved in AV node cell-bundle of His cell electrical coupling
Source: RefSeq, a predicted model, not a curated record